AUGCCGCUGGAAAGGAGACUACACCGUCUUAAGAUUUUGAAGGAAGAAGAGGAAUCUGAGGAGGAGGAUGGCGAAGAUGCAGAGUCAUCGAACAAAUUAAUUCCAUUGUUUGAAGACGAAUCAAAACAGUCAGAUGACCAAGUAGAUAAUAGCAACCUUGCAGUAGCAGAGAAUAAUGUUCCAUCCCAACAACUGCCAGAUCCAGAGACUACACUCGAGUCGUUCAGACAUGAAUGGAAAGUAGAGCUGACCUCAAAAAAUAAGUUGGUGAAGCCAAAAGAAUCACCUCAAUCGGGCAGUCUUCCAUCCCAAAAACACACUAAAACACUUUCGGAAGUCGUUAAAUAUGAGAAGGCUUCAACGCUAUUCCUGGAGGGCGCUGAACUGGAACGACGUGGUGAGGUUAGUGAUGCUGUGCAUCGUUACAUGGCUGCGGUCAGAUUGGUACCAGAUAUUGAAUUUCAAAUCUUCAAAAAUCGUCAUUCACGCACAAGCAACACGAAUAGUCCUGAUGCGAGAGGAGGCAGUACCGUCCCGGGUCGUGUUCGCUCCCGUUCACGAUCAGCCGCUUUGAACGGUGAAGAUCGGGAGAGCGACGAAGAAGACGCAGACCUUGAGGGUACCCUCAAGAAGCGAAUUGCUGACAGAGGCACGAUGAUUGAAGCGGAUAUAAGCGGUACUGUUUGUCCAUUCGCUUUGCUACCAUCCGAGCUGUUGUUGACCGUCAUGAAGUACGUUAUCGGCAGUGAACUAGACGUUCGUUGCAUUGAAAUGUUAUCGAUGACGUCUGCCGCCUUCUAUCUUCUUUCGAGGGAUGAAGAGUUAUGGAGACUGAUCUGUUUGCGAGUGUUUGGAGAGCAUCGUUUGACGUCGUAUUUGACUGAAUCGGAACUGUUCGGUUGUUGGCGUCAAAUGUUCAUCUCACAGCCACACGUCUACUUUCACGGUGUUUAUAUCGGAAAAUGCACUUACAUCAGACAUGGAGAAGCGUCUUUCCAAGAUAAAUUCUAUAGACCAUGGCAUAUUGUCGCAUAUUAUCGCUUCAUGAAGUUCUUCGCCGAUGGCACCGUGCUAAUGGUGACAUCAUCCGAGAAGCCAGCACAGAUUGUCAGUCAACUGAAAUCGAAAUCAACACGGUUGAGCGGAGUAAUAUUUGGACGAUAUCGAUUGGUCGGGCAAGACAUGAUAGCCGCACAGUUUGUUCGUCGCUGUGAAAAAUCUGAGCAACGAUCACGUCGUAUCCAACGAAUCCGUCAAGCUUACAUACCGCAUGAGGUAUCAGUUCAAGAGUUCAAUCUGGAGUUGAGAUUCGGCGACGGUAAGCGGCGUUCAGCGCAUUGUGUUCUACAGUGGGAGAAAUAUGAAUGUUCAUUCCGUUACCUGAAUGGUCAGAUCUCAGAGAGUUCGUUGGAUGUUGCUGAUCAUCAACUAUUUCCACCACUUCUCUUUAGUCGAGUCAAAAGUUUCGCCCAGCCAGAUGGCUGGGAUGAGCAGCUGAUGUAA
Anisakis simplex (herring worm) is the source of this 1503-nucleotide messenger RNA. NCBI's taxonomy places the organism in Eukaryota, Metazoa, Nematoda, Chromadorea, Rhabditida, Anisakidae. The record is from the annotation of a GenBank genome assembly.